Messenger RNA from Strongylocentrotus purpuratus (purple sea urchin), 1766 nucleotides. RefSeq names its product UDP-glucuronosyltransferase 2B1. The transcript has 4 exons. Lineage: Eukaryota; Metazoa; Echinodermata; Echinoidea; Camarodonta; Strongylocentrotidae. The record is from RefSeq and is a predicted model, not a curated record. Bases 68 to 1696 code for a protein of 542 amino acids. Gene Ontology annotation, molecular function: UDP-glycosyltransferase activity.
GACCUAUAUAUUUAUCGUGCCACGUACGCGUCGGGGCGCAGUCGCAACUUUGGAAAGCUCCCCUAACAUGGCUGUUAAUGUAUCUGGUGUGAUUUCUACCAGCCUAACCUGGUUUUAUCUUCUUGUAAUGUUCGUAUCAUGUUGUGUGUCCGGUAGUAAUGUCUUGAUAUCAUCAAUGCAUGGGGAAGGGAGUCACUUCUUCCUUGGUGCCGCCAUUGGUGAAGGCCUAGUCCAACGAGGACACAACGCCACACUUCUCAUCAGCAGGGCAUAUGAACGUCGUACCAGGGAACCAAUGUACUCCAAUCUAUCCUUCGAAGUGUUUGACCAUCACAAGAGGUCCCUUCAAGAGGUCCGAGAUUUCUGGAAGAACUUCGGUGUUCUUUCGCUUGGGAAAGGUGAUGAUGGUCUCAUUAAGACUGUGUACUACUUGAUCGAAUCGAUGGCAGAUGACUGCGAGGAUCUCCUUCUCGAUAUCGAGCUCAUGAAGCGCCUGGAGGACGUCGACGCUAUCGUUGUCGAUAUGACUUGGAUAUGUGGAAUAAUGAUCAGAGCCGCGCUGGAACGCAACCUGAACUACUCGAAGAAGAUAGCCCUGGUGACUCUGACACCUUUAACACCUCAUCUUAUGGCGUUGUUUUCGUACGGUUCCUCGUACAAUCCAGCCUACCAACCAGAACUCAACACGGGCUUUACCAACAGGAUGAGUUUCUUAGAGAGGACAGCCAAUCUCCUGCAGUCUGUUGUAUACGCGGUGCUUGGUGCUACUCUGAUACCGCUCUACAUGCGCGUAGGGGAGAACACAGGACUUGAAGAUGUCAUGAGCAUAAAGAUGUCUCUCAUGAACGAUCUUGCCGACUUACACCUUCAAAACUUUGAUUUCGCCAUCGAGUUCCCGUUCCCGAUAUCACCAAAUGUGAUUCCAGUCGGAGGUGGGCUGACAGCAUGGCCACCUACACAACUUGACCAGGAACUGGAAGAUUUCAUGGAGAGUUCAGGCGACCAUGGUGUCAUUCUCUUCACCCUUGGCACGUACUUCGGUGAGAUAACGAUCAUUCAACCGGGAUUUGCUGAGCAGUUUGCCAAAGCUUUCCGAAGAUUGCCGCAGAAGGUGAUCUGGCAGAUGAAGGAUCCACUCGGCGAAAUCGACGUUUCUCCAAACGUGAAGGUCAAGCCCUGGGUACCUCAGAAUGAUCUACUGGGUCAUCCAAAGACCCGAGUAUUUCUUUAUCAGGGAGGCAACAACGGGUUCCAGGAAGCCUGCUAUCACGGUGUACCCAUAGUCGUCGUCCCGCUCCACGCGGACCAGUUCGACGUCGCCGCCAGGGUCGUAGCUCGAGGGAUGGGCAAGAAGAUCGACAAGAUGGCUGCCAGUGCUGAUGUUAUCUAUGAUACCUUACAGGACGUCAUCAGUGAUCCAAAGUACACUGCAGUGGCUAAAGAGGUUUCUACCAUCAUCAGAGAAAGGCCCAUGCAGGCACGAGAACGCGCAGCAUUCUGGAUUGAACACGUGAUCAAAUAUGGCGGACAGUAUCUCAAAACAUCUGCAAGGGAUCUUUCCCUCAUUGAGUUUUUCAUGAUCGACGUCCUCGCAUUUCUUCUACUGCUUGCCACAGCGUUUCUUCUUAUAGUUAUAUUUGGGGUUCGUUUAUGUUGUCGAAUGGUUUGUGGAAAGAGGAAAGCAAAAUUAGACUGAGAUCAUAUAGGGUGCCUCUAGAUGGAGGGCGUGUUGCGGGGUAUGCAUGCCCUCCCCCCCCCCCCCCCCC